AUGGCCAACAAGGGUAAAAAGAAGUCAAAGACUAGCAGCGAUGCAGAUGGGAUCGACUUGUUCAAUGAAUACCUUAGUGGAGAGAAUGGUGAGGCCGCCAAUGAUGUUCCACAAGAUCAAGUAAUUCAAGAGAUAUUUCUGGCCAAAGAAACUGUUCAUGCGGAUGAUGCUAUCGAUUACGAAGGAAUCGAUGAGUUGGCAGAUGAAGAAGACUUGGAUGAUAUAUCUGGUGAUGGUUUUCCUGUUGUUCUGUCUGAGCCAGAUGCGACUGAACAGCAGGCCGAACAAGAUUUUGAUGAUAUCUUUGGAGGUGGAGAUGAUGAUGACCAGAUGGAUUCUCAAAAUAACAGACUCUUGGAUGGUCAUCUUGAUAAUGAUCCAUUGAUGGGCGAUGAUGGGUUUGGAAAUAUAGGUAUUGGAGACAUCUACCAAGAAAACUUUGAAGAUGAAGACAGUUCAAGAAAGCGCAGCAUGGAAGAAGACCAAGACUAUGAAGCCAAGCGAGCCAGACUAGAAAGAGCUGUCAAAAAGUUGGAAAGCAGGCAAUCCAAAAGGAACUUGCGAUAUUACUACCCAACUUUCAAGGCUGGGAAAGUUUUCAACAACCAUGAAUUAUUCAUAACCGAACCUCAGUACUACUCGUUUUCAGUGCCUCCUAUAAUGACAAAACCUAAACCAUUGGUUCCUACGAAAGUCAGUUUGCAGCCUGAUUUCGAUCAGCGUAAAGUAUUCAGAACUGGAAAGUACCCCUACAAUUACACAAGUCAACGACCUAAUGUAACAGAGAUAACUAGUAAUGAUAUUCGGUUGCUUGAGAGCAUCCAAGAAAAUGGUGGACUUGAUGCAAAGAAACUUGUUCCAUUAAGUUACCUACAGCGUGAUGGAACCAAUGACGACAAGUUUCGUGAAUUCAGUAAAGAUUUGAUUUUGGCUGUGACUGACUGGGACGACGAGGCAAUUAUUAAUGGUGCAAGCAAAAGCACCGCCACCAAACCAAGUAACCAAAAGGGGUCUUCCAUUAACUUAGACUUGACGGACGAAGUGGAAGAAGAAGAAGAGGAUGAAAACAUAUUCAAUGGCCAUAUUGAUACUGAGCUAAUUAAGUUGGACAUGAACGAUCCAAAUCUUUUAUUUGAGAACCUCAAACCUAACACAAAAAUCAAAGAAAAGUUACGGCAGCUUGCGUCAAUUCCCAGUUCCAACAAAUUACUUAACUUGAAGUUCAACAUAUCUAACGAUAAACAAUAUGAGAUCUUCAAGUCUAACUAUAAUGUCAAAGUUAGAAGUCAGAUUGGAAACUUGAAUAUCGAGCACUCUGUACCAGCUCUAAGAUUACAGUCUCCAUACUAUAAGGUUAAGCUCACGAACGACGAAGCACGAUCGUUCCAUAGACCAAGGUUCACUGUGAGACCUGGAACUUUGAUCAGUUUCCUGAAAGUAAAAGCCCGCAAAAGAAAAAAGGAUAAGGGAAAGACCUCCAAAGAGCUCUUUGCAAAGAGUACGGAUCUUACGGCCGGUGAUAAUACCACGAUCAUUUCUAUGGAAUAUACCGAAGAGUAUCCUAUGAUUCUUUCAAACUAUGGUAUGGGAUCUAAGUUAAUUAACUACUACAGAAGAGAAAAGCCAGAUGACAACUCCAGACCUAAAGCACCAUUGGGCGAGACCCAUGUGUUGGGAGUGGAAGAUAGGUCUCCAUUCUGGAAUUUUGGAUAUGUUGAAAAGGGAGACUUUGUUCCCACAUUGUACAAUAACAUGAUCAGAGCACCUAUAUUCAAGCAUGAAACUAAAUCCACAGACUUUGUGUUGGUAAGAUCACAAGGAGGCGGCAAUCACCAAAAAUAUUACUUAAAGAGUCUUGAUCACAUUUUUAGUGUUGGACAUACGUUCCCAAGUGUUGAAGUUCCUGCUCCACAUUCUAGAAAGGUGACAAACACAUCCAAGAACAGAUUGAAGAUGAUUGUCUUCAGGACCAUGAAUAAAAAGGGAAGAGCUAGAAUCAACGUUAAAGAUAUCUCACACCAUUUCCCCGACCAAAAUGAUAUGCAAAACCGUCAAAGACUAAAGGAGUUCAUGGAAUAUCAAAGACAUGGAGAAGAUCAAUACUAUUGGAAAAUCAAAAAUAGAGAUACUGCUCCAGAAGAGGAAAGUAUCAGAAUGAUGAUCAGUCCUGAGGAUGUUGCUUUGUUAGAUAGUAUGCAAGCUGGUCAACAAUUGUUGGAUGAUUUGUCUAUUUUCUUAAAUGAGGAACAAGAAAAGGCCAAGGUGAACAAAGAGAAAAUUCAACAACUUGAAGCCGAUAAAGAGAAUGAGGAUGAUUCCACCACCAAAGGAAAGGAGAAAGAUAAGAAAAAGGAGCGCAAAGAAAAGAAAGAGGAUGCCGAAGAAGGUAUAGACGAACAACUUACCUCCUGGAAUUUGACCAAGAACUUUGUAUCUGCCAAUCAAGCCAAGUCUAUGCUUCAACUCAAUGGGGAAGGUGAUCCAACCGGUAUUGGUAUUGGGUACUCAUUCUUGAAGACUUCCCAAAAGAGCUCAUUUAGUCCUUUGUUUCCUCCUCCCAAGGAAAAUGUUCCGAAGAGUAAUCAAGCGGCAUACCAAGCAAGGUUGUACGAGGAAGAGAUUACCCGAAUUUGGUAUACCCAAAGAAAGUCUUUGACUGUUGAUCGUGGGAAGUCAUUGCAAAGUAUUUAUGAAGAGUACAAACCAUUGGAUCAUGAUCAAUACCUUAAGAAGAAAUACGAGGAUGUCAACAGCGAUUUGACUAAGGGAAACAAGACUUUAAAGAUUAAUAGAAGAUCGAGAGACAAGAAUGGAAUCGUUCAAAGAAAAGUUGAAGUGAUCAAAGAUCCACGUAUUAUCAAAGCGUAUCUUAAACGAAAGAAGCAGAUUGAAGACGACUUAAUUAAAAAUACUGACUUGGAGGAUAUUCUUCCCACAAAUGAUAAAGAAUUGAACAAGAUCAGAAAAAAGGCCUUGGAAGAGAAAUUGGCUAACUUGGAAAGAAGAGCCAAACACCAUAAGGGUCGUAAAUCUGCGACUGCUAAAGAUCCAUUGCAACUGGUACUUGCCGCAGGUGGAAAGGCCAUUGAUGCUAAUACGGUUGUUCUACCUGAUGGAUCGUAUGCUAUACGGGGGAAAGGUAUUGGAAAAGGAAAAAGUACUACGAGAAGAUGUGCUGCAUGUGGGGCAUUUGGCCAUAUAAGAACCAAAAAAUCAUGUCCCUUGUACAACCAGACCCAAGGUGGAACAAUCGACAUAAAGCCACCUGAAGAAUCAGGACAGCUUGAAAUGUAA
Molecule: messenger RNA, 3294 nt
Organism: Yamadazyma tenuis ATCC 10573
Lineage: Eukaryota; Fungi; Ascomycota; Pichiomycetes; Serinales; Debaryomycetaceae
Gene: TAF145
Product: Taf145p
Biological process (GO): RNA polymerase II preinitiation complex assembly; transcription by RNA polymerase II
Cellular component (GO): transcription factor TFIID complex
Molecular function (GO): RNA polymerase II general transcription initiation factor activity; RNA polymerase II general transcription initiation factor binding; TBP-class protein binding
Source: RefSeq, a predicted model, not a curated record